Messenger RNA from Pneumocystis murina B123, 504 nucleotides. RefSeq lists its product as hypothetical. Gene Ontology annotation, molecular function: carbohydrate binding. NCBI's taxonomy places the organism in Eukaryota, Fungi, Ascomycota, Pneumocystomycetes, Pneumocystales, Pneumocystaceae. The record is from RefSeq and is a predicted model, not a curated record. The transcript has 4 exons. Bases 31 to 504 code for a protein of 157 amino acids.
AGGUUUUCAUAAAAUUAUUUUGACUAAAUUAUGGUAUUGAAUGUGUGGAUUGUGUUGUUUCUUAUGUCAAUUUUUCACAUUGUUGCAUCAGCUCCAGAGCAGAUCCAAAGGGAUAAAAUGAUUUUAUGCGGCGCUGGAUACUUUGAUCCUAGAAAAUAUACGUGUUUUGAUGGCCUUGCUUGCCCAAUUAUUGGAGGAACUGCUUUUUUGAGAUGCAGUAAUGCAUGUUAUUCACCUUUGAUUUAUCAUUGUCUUAACGGUAAACUUCAUCAAGGACCAGAACCUCCAGAAAAACAAGUUCCGCCUAAAUAUAUGACUAGUACUCCUACAUCGACAUUAGUAUUUUCUGGUACUGCUGAUAAGUUAUCUCAAACUCCAUGGAAGCCUUCCUUUGGUGAUAAGACAGAAAAAAAGAAAGGUAAUGCAAAUCACGAUAUGACUACUUUCAGUAUUUUCGGCACUUUAUGCAUUAUUGGCAUUAUUGGCUUUAUUUUAGCUUUUUAA